Messenger RNA from Brachypodium distachyon (stiff brome), 4998 nucleotides. RefSeq names its product LEAF RUST 10 DISEASE-RESISTANCE LOCUS RECEPTOR-LIKE PROTEIN KINASE-like 2.4. The coding region runs from base 2808 to 4769 and encodes 653 amino acids. The transcript has 4 exons. Gene Ontology annotation, molecular function: protein kinase activity; polysaccharide binding; ATP binding. NCBI's taxonomy places the organism in Eukaryota, Viridiplantae, Streptophyta, Magnoliopsida, Poales, Poaceae. Gene Ontology annotation, biological process: protein phosphorylation. The record is from RefSeq and is a predicted model, not a curated record.
UGCUUUGCGUCUUUGUAGGAGCCAUCAUCUCUUGUCGGUCAACUCAGCGUUAGCAAAUUCAACAUUCUAGACAUUCAAGACCAGAGUUGUUGGAGGUAUUGUGAUAUAUGUUUGUCAGUAUCAGAAUUCAUUCAAAAUAAGCGUGCCUUCAAUUGCCGUUCGUUUCACGUUUUGAUGGAUCAAUUAUGCAAUAUUUAAUUAUUCAAUACUCUAGUUCAGAGCGUAGUGUAGUUUCUGUUGGGGUUACUACUUCAUCUAGGCAAUAUAUGAAAAACAAGAAACAAAGCUUGUUUUUAGGUGCAAAGAUCAUCCUACUAAUGUCCUUUCCUGUAUUCAGUCGCUGGCUGAGCAUUAUUUUGGCUGGUCUUCAGAAGAACCAGCAUAGGUGGAGGCCCUGAUCUACUGAUCUAAUGUCAGCUUCAAGCGAUGAUGGCCAGCGAUUUCAACUUUGUACAACGGGAGCAACGACUUCGUCAGUGGAUCUAUUAAACAUUCUAAUAAGAUUGUAAUUCUAUAAUGCAGAAGAAGACAAGGACUCCCAAGGCGGGCGCAAAGAAGUCCUCCGGUAGAUCUAUAUGUUGACGCCGUGCUUGCAGAUGUCUUGUCAAAGAAAAUGAUCCAUUGAUUUGACAUUUAUAACGCAAGUACCUGAAAUUUCUCCUGUUUACUGUUAACUCUUUGCAUGCCUGUCAAAGGAUGCAUGAUAGCACAUGCCAAGGCUGUUACUUUUACUUAUUCCCGUUUUGGCACCAAAAUAUGCUGGCGACGCUAGGACCUAACCGGCGUUGUGCUUUCAGUGGGAGUGACGUACCCGUCAACUACGAGGUGCCUGUCGUGACUUCGUCAAUCUCAAGAUGAUAUGCCGGACCAGUCUCUCGGAGGUGCUCAUAAGGUAGGGUGUGCGUGCGUGCGUGCGUUCAUAGGGAUGAGUGUGUGUGCGUGCUUGUGAGCGUCUGCGUCUGUACCGUGUUUCCUGAAAAAAUUAGGAAAAUGAAUAAGGCACCCAAAAUCUUGAUGUGAAUCAACGGUGGAUAUUAGAAUUUACCUCUCUUUUUUUUGUCAUGGGCACAUCUGCUAGGUCAUGCCCAUGGCCUACACUCAGCAUUUUAUAUCCAUCACGGAGCCAAUUAGUCAAGGUUGCCUAGGGUUACUAUAGACUUUAUUAUUAAUGACAUGGUGGUCAAUUAAGGAACAGGUAUGAAUAUAGUAGUAUAACUUAGCAGCUACUCCGAUAAUGAAUGCUGGGCUACGUUACUGUACAUAAAUAAAAAUUGCACCAAAUAUAUGCAUGAUCUCAUUAUAAAUCUUCUUUGCGUCUGCCUGGCAGCCUGGAUCGUCUGUCUUGCGCCACCAAACUCUAGCUGAGUCAGAUUGAUGUGAACAUUUUAGGUUUUCUUUUAUUUUAGAUCUUAUACACAACAGAAUUAGGGGUUAUAGACCUCUUGGCUAGAAUAAUACGGUACAUUUGAUGCUAGGCCGGUUGGUCGAGUUAUUUUUUCACCAGUUAAUAAUGCAGUACAUGUGAUGCGAAGCGGUAUUAGUGCCGACAUGUCUGUAUAUACAGCUUGUGGACCAUACUACAGCACUUUGCGUGUUUUAGGCAUCUCUAGCUUCUCGGUCAACUCAGCGUUAACAAAUUCAACGUUCCAUAGACCAUUCCAGGCCAGACUCGUAGGAGAUGUUAUGAUAUACUAGUAUGUUGUAGAGGUUGACGUGGUACUGGCUACCAUCGGUGUCGUUGCCGGCCGUUGACGUGACUUUGGUGAGGACGCCGAAAUUAUCACACAGAGUUUUGCCUGUAUACAUGCAGUUUGGAGUUUGGACAACGCUUACAGUUGCGUGUUGUAGGAGCCCAUCUCUUCUCGGUCACCCAGCGUUAGCAAAUUCAACAUUCUAGACAUUGACUUAUCUGCUUGGGGGCAAAUUAACUGCCGUUCUGCUGAGGAGGCUGAAUUAUCUGCUUGUGUCCAAGGACUGCGCGUCAGUAGGGCUGCUAGAACGACUGAAACUACUCUGGAAAGCGACUGUCAAACGGUCACUAACUGUUUGUGUCAGGGCAUCAGAAAUCUCUCUCAUCUCACUUCACGGCGCUACAACAUGAUGUGCUGGGGAAAGCUCUUCUGAUGGCUUUUGUUCGUCGUUCUCAGAACUCAUGCUUUAGCUAUGCUGGGGAAAACUGUUUCAUGUAAUCAUUUGCUUCUGGGCGAUGUCCCGCCCGUUGUAUAAGAACCCUGAUCCAAGACGAUUUGAUGCCUGAUUAAUGAAAGCUCUGUUCCCCUUUAGAGAGUUGGUCCAGACUGGGAGCUCAACUGGCAUCUGAAACGUGCUGUUCUCACGCCAAUAUGGGUGCAGACUGAUCUAGUGAUCUAAGGUUAAGCUUCAAGCAGGAGGACGCCGGGAAAGACGCGCCACCCGAUGGACCCUUGUCCGCCUCACUUGCCUCGUCGGGAUCCAGCCCCCCGGGGAGCCAAGCAGCCAAGAACCAUGAACAGGCCGCCGCUGCCAAAGCUGAGCCGCCGCCAGGCACCGCCGCGAAAAGGGCACCAACGACGCCGUGCCGACACCAACGUGCGGAACCAGAGGGACAAAGCCCCGCUGCUGCCGAAGCCCGGCGGCGUUCCGUGCGUGCGUGGAGCGUUUGAAUGGCAACUGAUUGUUCUAGAUGAAUCGUCAAGGGGUGGGUGGGACACCAAAGAACACAAAGGACUCCAAAGGCGCACGCAUAGAAGUCCUAUAACUACAGUAAUGAGGUCCCCCGCCAUGCCUCCUGCGCUUCUGCUAUAGCUCCUCGGCCAGUUGAUUUAGCUAUGCCGCAGCUCUACCACCGCUUGCUCCUCCUCGUCGCCGCCUGGCUCGCGGUCUCCGGUGGCAAGCCGACGGCCGCUGCCGGCGCCGUGUACUCGAGCAGCCCCAGCAUGUGCCACAAGUCCUUCAAGUGCGGCGACAACGUCGACAUCCGCUACCCUUUCUACCUCUCCAACCAGUCCAAGGUGCUCGACGCUAUGGCCUACUCCCACUCCCAGCACUACUGCGGCUACCCGGACAUGGCCAUCAUCUGCGACCAGCGCGGCACCGCCACCGCCACGCUGCAGCUCGGUGGGGGCAGCAACUACACCGUGCUGGCCAUCAACUACGGCAACAUGACCAUCAGCCUUGCCGACGCCGACUUCUGCCCCAGGGUCCGGCGAAACGUGACCUUCCCACCUGUCAACUCCUUCGAGACGACCUACACCUUGCAGUUAGCCAUCGACUACCUGUCGUUCUUCUACGACUGCGCCUUCACGUCCACCUUCACGCCCGCCGUCCCGGCCGCCGUCCCAUGGCCGGUGGGCAUCAUCCCAAUCAACUGCAGCAGCUUCGAGGAAGGGCCUUCGCCGGCGUUCCUUGUGCCGCAGCUCGACACACCAGAGGGGGACUGGCUUAUCCAGGCGUGCAAGGAGGUGUAUGUGCUACCUGUGCUGGGAGAUGAGCUCUUCAGACCGGAGUACUAUUCCCGGCUGGGGAGCGGUGGAUACGGGCAGGUGCUGAAGCAGGGGUUCCAGCUGAACUGGAUAGGCCCGAAAGGCGACAUGGCUUGCCACCAGUGCGAGCUUUCAAAUGGACAGUGCACCUACGAUCGUGCUACCGGCGGAUUCCUGGGCUGCUUAUGCUCCGAUGGACGGAUGCGCAAUCCGAACUGUGGUGCUGGACUCAUGAAGAAGACAAGAAAAAUAUGUAUAAUAGCAAGCACCUCGAGCAUACUUGUGCUAUGCCUACUUCUAUUUUCAUGUUUGCUGGGCUGCAAGAGAUACAGGUCAAGAAAGAAGUCGAAGGAAACACCAAGAAUUGAGUCCUUCCUACAGAAGCAUGCAGCAAUACAUUCGAAAAGAUACACUUACUCACAAGUGAAAAGAAUGACGAGAAAUUUUGCUGAAAAGUUAGGCCAAGGUGGAUUUGGUGUUGUUUACAGAGGAGACCUUUCCGGUGGUCGUCAGAUAGCAGUCAAGAUGCUUAAGGACUCCAAGGCUGAUGUAGAGGAAUUCAUUAAUGAGGUAGCCAGCAUCAGCAGAACCUCUCAUGUCAAUGUUGUUACCCUCUUAGGAUUUUGCUUGGAAGGAUCCAAGAGGGCACUAAUCUAUGACUAUAUGCCUAAUGGUUCGCUAGAAAGGUAUGCUUUCAAAUGCCACUCUAAAGCUGAAAAUACUAUAAGUUGGGAGAAAUUAUUUGAUAUAGCGGUUGGUAUUGCUCGAGGACUUGAAUAUCUUCACCGUGGAUGUAAUAUUCGCAUCGUGCAUUUUGAUAUCAAACCCCACAACAUUCUAUUGGAUCAGGAUUUCUGUCCUAAGAUAUCUGAUUUUGGGCUGGCCAAACUGUGCCCCAAUAAAGAAAGUGCUAUCUCCAUUGGUGACGCAAGAGGAACAAUAGGAUAUAUUGCACCCGAGGUCUAUUCAAAGCAAUUUGGAGCAGUGAGUAGCAAGUCUGAUGUGUACAGUUAUGGAAUGAUGGUUCUUGAGAUGGUUGGGGCAAGGGAUAAGAAUAUCAAUGCAGACAGUGAAUGUAGCACCCAAUAUUUUCCACAGUGGAUUUAUAAAAAUUUAGAUGAAUACUGUAUCAGUGCUUCUGAGAUUGAUGGCAAUAUCACGGAGAUUGUAAGGAAGAUGAUAGUUGUUGCGUUGUGGUGUAUACAAUUAAGUGCUAGCAAUCGGCCAACAAUGACUAGAGUCGUCGAGAUGCUAGAAGGGAGCACAAAUGGCCUGGAAUUGCCGCCACAAGUGCUCUUAAGUUUAUAGUCAUCAGAAUGAAUCUAUUGAAUGUUGUCCACUUCCAGUAUUGCACAACCGCAAGUAGGUUGCAGAAUGCAAGACUUCCAUUAAAUGUUGUAAAUUGUCAGCAAGUGGUGGGGAACCCAUGAAAUUGUUGACCGGGGUUGACCAUAUUACACUUUGUGACUAUAAUACCGAGUACUGGCACUCUUUUGUGUAGUUGUACCAAGAAUUUGAUAAAUCCAUUACAGAUUCA